ACGUCAUUGAUCACGUGCUGCUGAUAAAGGGACACUGCUUUGAAUUAUACCGCUUAGCGACUUCAGUACAUGCCUCAUAGCUCCAGUCUCAAACUUAACCCCGUCCCUGCUGAAGAAGAGGCGGUCUGCUGGAUGGAGAAAGAAGCUCUCGUGAAAGAGAUGGAGGAAGAGGAGGCUGUUACAAUACAAAAACAAGUAGAGGUUGAGGCUGUUACCGUGAAAGAAGAAGAGAAAGACGUCUCAGUUAAAGAAGAGGGAGACUCGUUCAAAGUUAAUAAAGAGGAGGACGACGACGUUUCAGUGAACGAAGAGGAGGGGGAGGUGACUGUCACAUCGGAAAAUGAAGAAGAGGAGGAAACUGGAUAUCUGGGCCCGGUUUCCCAAGCGCAUCUUAAGGCGUCCGAUGGUUCUAACGAUGAACGGGCCCUGAUUAACACUAGAGAGAGACCUGACUAUGGUGGAUCCUCUGGGGGGCCUCAACAACCUCAUGAUGCUGAUGAGGCAGAGGAGAGUCUCUCCACUUCAAAACACCUCAAGAAACACCAGCAGAGACCCACAGGGAAGAAAUCUCAUUGCUGCUCUGACUGUGGGAAAGGUUGCAAAUCUUCAUCAGAACUUAAAAUACACCAAAGAACACACACAGGAGAGAACCCUUAUAGCUGUGGUCAAUGUGGGAGGAGUUUUGUUCAAUCUAGCCAUCUGACUGAACACCACAGAACACACACAGGAGAGAAACCUUAUAGCUGUGAUCAAUGUGGGAGGAGUUUUGUUCAAUCUAGCAAUCUGACAGUACACCAGAGAACACACACAGGAGAGAAACCGUAUAGCUGUGAUCAAUGUGGGAGGAGUUUUGUUCAAUCUAGCCAGCUGACUUCACACCAGAGAACACACACAGGAGAGAAACGUUUUAGCUGUGAUCAAUGUGACAAGAGAUACUCUGAUAAAAGAUCUCUGAUCAAACAUCAGAAAAUACAUACAUGAAGAGGUUGUUUCAAGAUAUCAAUGAAAUAAUCUCACAAUGUAGAAUGUUUUAACAUUGUAGUAGGUGUAUUUUAGUGAUGUCACAAUGUAGAAUGUUUUAACAUUGUAGUAGGAGUAUUUUAAUUAUGUCACAAUGUAGAAUGUGUUAACAUUGUAGUAGGAGUGUUUUAAUUAUGUCACAAUGUAGAAUGUUUUAACAUUGUAGUAGGAGUAUUUUAAUGAUGUUCUACCUUAUCGUUUGCCCUGUUCAAUUGAUUGCAGCAUGAUAUGGAUAUUAGCCUCAGGGGAAAAUCCAGGCUCUGAAUUGAAAUAUUAUUUAACAAAGUGAGUAACAAAAAAAGAGCUGUGUUACCCUUACUGCGUUGGUGACCCACUUUAAUCAAAAUGCAGCACUUCAAAAUGUAGCUAGCUGUUUUCUACUAGUUGAAAAAGCUGCUUGUUUAAAAAAUACAUGUAAUAUGAUAAUUGUUGCAGAUGAAAGCAGUAUAAUAAAUUGGUCUAUAAUCAGUUUUAUUAACAA
Molecule: messenger RNA, 1501 nt
Organism: Oncorhynchus mykiss (rainbow trout)
Lineage: Eukaryota; Metazoa; Chordata; Actinopteri; Salmoniformes; Salmonidae
Source: RefSeq, a predicted model, not a curated record